AUGGAGCUCCGCGUCGGGAAGAAGUACCGCCUCGGGCGGAAGAUCGGCUCCGGGUCGUUCGGCGACAUCUACCUCGGGACGAACCUCACGUCCGGCGAGGAGGUCGCGAUCAAGCUCGAGCACCCGCAGCUGCUCUACGAGUCGAAGAUCUACCGCAUCCUCCACGGCGGCGUGGGCGUGUCGAACGUGCGGUGGUACGGCGUCGAGGGCGACUACAACGUCAUGGUCAUGGACCUGCUGGGCCCGUCCCUCGAGGACCUGUUCAACUACUGCGGCCGCAAGUUCAACCUGAAGACGGUGCUCAUGCUCGCGGACCAGCUCGUGAGCCGCCUCGAGUACGUGCACACCAAGUCCUUCAUCCACCGCGACGUCAAGCCGGACAACUUCCUCAUCGGGCUGGGCAAGCGCCAGCACGUCAUCCACGUCAUCGACUUUGGGCUCGCGAAGAAGUACCGGGACCCGCGGAGCCACCAGCACAUCCCCUACCGCGAGAACAAGAACCUGACGGGCACGGCGCGCUACGCGUCCAUCAACACGCACAUCGGCAUCGAGCAGAGCCGGCGCGACGACCUGGAGAGCCUGGGCUACGUGCUCAUGUACCUCAUCCGCGGGUCGCUGCCGUGGCAGGGCCUCAAGGCGAACACGAAGAAGCUCAAGUACGAGCGCAUCAUGGACCGCAAGAUGUCCACGUCGACGGAGAGCCUGUGCAAGGGCUUCCCCGCCGAGUUUCGCAGUUACUUCGAGUACUGCCGGAGCCUCCGCUUCGAGGACCGGCCCGACUACGCGUACCUCAAGCGCCUCUUCAAGGAGCUCUUCUACCGCAAGGGCUUCCAGUACGACAACAUGUACGACUGGACGGUCCAGAACAUGCAGCAGGAGCGGAGCCGCCUCGGGCCCGAGCGCGCGGGCCCGUCCGGCGGCGCGGACGCCGCGGGCGCGGCGCCGCCCGCG
Molecule: messenger RNA, 951 nt
Organism: Aureococcus anophagefferens
Lineage: Eukaryota; Pelagophyceae; Pelagomonadales; Pelagomonadaceae
Exons: 2
Biological process (GO): peptidyl-serine phosphorylation; signal transduction; endocytosis
Cellular component (GO): nucleus; cytoplasm
Molecular function (GO): protein serine/threonine kinase activity; ATP binding
Source: RefSeq, a predicted model, not a curated record